Molecule: messenger RNA, 1028 nt
Organism: Pungitius pungitius (ninespine stickleback)
Lineage: Eukaryota; Metazoa; Chordata; Actinopteri; Perciformes; Gasterosteidae
Gene: med31
Product: mediator complex subunit 31
Exons: 4
Coding region: 4-399 (131 amino acids)
Biological process (GO): regulation of transcription by RNA polymerase II
Cellular component (GO): core mediator complex; mediator complex
Molecular function (GO): transcription coregulator activity
Source: RefSeq, a predicted model, not a curated record
GCCAUGGAAACAGAGGAGCAGGCCAGGAACCGCUUCCAGUCGGAGCUGGAGUUCAUUCAGUGUCUGGCCAACCCAAACUAUCUGAACUUUUUGGCCCAGAGAGGUUUCCUGAGGGAGAGAAGCUUCAUUAACUACCUGAAGUACCUGCUCUACUGGAAGGAGCCGGAGUACGCCAAGUUCCUCAAGUACCCACACUGCCUCCACAUGCUGGAGCUGCUGCAGUACGAACACUUCCGGAAGGAGCUGGUGAACGCUCAGUGCACCAAGUUCAUCGACGAGCAGCAGCUGCUCCACUGGCAGCACUACUCCAGGAAACGCACGCGGCUGCAGCAGGCGCUCGCCGAGCAGCAGCCGCCGCAGCAGCAGGCGCCGCCGCACGCCAACGCCGCCGCCAAGUGACCGGGGCGCCGGAUCUGUGGCUGUUUGAGACGGAGGAUGUUGUGGUUUUUUAUUUUCCAUUAACAAAGAAGCAUUUUGGAUUCAGAUCCCUGGAAUACGACCUGAGAGAGACAUCAGUGGUGUAUUAUAUUUAAAUGUAAAGUGAUAUCAAAUUAAAUGAAAUACGUUAUUUAAUAUAUCAUAUGAUAUAGAAAAAUACUAUAAAUCAUAGCAUGAAAUGUUAUGUAUUGUAGUAUAUUGUAAUACAAUCUGCUAAACGACUAGUAUUACAUUAUUUUAUAUAGUAUUUAGAAAGUGCACUAUUAUGAAAUGAUAUCAUUUUAUAGUUGAAUGUAUCAAAUAAUAGUAUCUAGACUCAUGUUGUAUAAUAUUUUAAAACGUCAUUUAAUAUGAUAUCAUAUUAUACAUAUUAUAAUAUGCUUAAUACUGAUGCUCUGUGCCGAUCUUCAGCUCGUUUGAACUUUUCUCAAUAAAUAAACGGAAGGAUUUUGUGUGUCGUUCCGUUUUCUCCUGAAGCUCCAACAUCUUUAUUUUUUAAUAACAGAAGAUUCAGUUUCAUGAUCAUUUUUGGUAUAAAUAUUUUGAAGGAUUCAACUGUUUUGACUUUGUUGUUAAUAAAAUGUUGGAUA